Messenger RNA from Adineta steineri, 3162 nucleotides. NCBI's taxonomy places the organism in Eukaryota, Metazoa, Rotifera, Eurotatoria, Adinetida, Adinetidae. The record is from the annotation of a GenBank genome assembly.
AUGUUGAAAGCAGGUUCAUUACCUUCACCGGUAAUUAAUGCAUUAUCAUCGAAUAUCACUUCAUCGAAAAAUAAAAUUGAUUCACAAACUUUCAUUGAACUUCGAUCUGAUAUUCCACAUAUAAGAAUAUAUUUUAGUGUGGAUGGUACAAAACCUGAUCCAUUUCAAGUAUUUAAAACUGGUCAUGUAUCGACAUUUCUUUAUCGCGGAGCAUUUCGUCUUGGACCAGGACGACGUGUUGUAAAAGCAAUUGCUGUUACUACUGAUGGAUUACGUGAAAGUAGUAUAACAACAAAAUAUUUCGAUGUUAAUGAUAUGUACUCAGAACCAUAUCCAGAUGAAUAUGCAGAUCAAGAACAAUCAUUUCAUCAAAUAGAGAAAAGCCCAGAACGAACUCCUCCUAAUAAUAAAAAGAAAAAACCACGUACUAAUACUGAUCCACGUCGGUCAAUGUCCGCUAAUCAAUUAAAAAAUGAUAUGGAACGAACACCAUAUGAUGAUGGUUAUAAUGUUCAAGGUUCUAUUGAAGGUCCCAUUUCACCUGUUAAUUAUGCUGGCACACAAAUUAAUAUCUGGGGUACACCUGGAGGAAAUUUAACUGAUGGUUUAAUGCAUAUUGCUGAUCCACAUAGAAAUCCUAAUUAUGGAUAUAUGACUGAACAAAUGCUUGAACGUUUACAACCAUCAAAGAAUGUACCACAAAUAACUGAUGUUACUCAAGAAGAAGAUUUUUGGGAUCGAAAACCUAAACCAUUUAGUCCAGGCAAUGGAAAUUGGAAGAAAACUCUUGAACAUCUGUUUUUAAACAUCUAUAAUUAUGUUAAAGAUGAACAAGAACUACAAGAACUAUUUGGUUGGAAGAAAUUUGGACGUAUUGAAACAGCUCGUCUUAUUGAUAAAGGUAGUGUUUAUCAAAUAGUAACUACAUUUAAAAAACCUCUCGGUGAACAAACAACUUAUGAAGAACCACCUCCACGUAAGCCAGUUCCAAAAAAACGACCACCAAAACGUACUCGAACACCACCUGAUAAUGAAGACAGACCAUAUCGACCCGUUCAAGUAACACCACCACCAUCUCCGCCACCUGAGCAUCACGACGAACCAGCACAUACAGAAGAUAAAGAACAUGAAGAACAUACGCCACGUAUUUAUACAGAAGAAACUGUGCAACAAGGAACACUUGUACCAUUUGCUGAUUUUAAUGUCGAACGAGAUUGUGAUAAUCUUCGUAAAGCAAUGAAAGGUUUUGGAACAGAUGAAGAUAUGCUUAUUCAUAUUCUUGGUAAUCGUAGUAGUGAUCAACGAGUAAAAAUUCGUGAUCAAUAUAAAUCAAUGUUUGGUCGAGAUUUAAAAGAUGAUAUCAAAGGUGAUACAUCAGGAAAUUUUGAAAAAAUAUUGAAAAAUCUUUUAUAUUCACCUGUUGAAUAUGAUUGUCAUGAAUUACGACGAGCUAUUAAAGGAGCUGGCACAGAUGAAGAAGCAUUGAUUGAAAUUUUAACUAGUCGGUCAAGUAAACGUAUAAAAGAUAUUAAUGAUCAAUAUCAGACAUUAUUUAAUCGAACACUUGAAAAAGAUAUUGUUGGUGAUACAAGUGGACAUUUAAAAAAAAUAUUAGUUGCAUUAGUACAAGGACAUCGACCAGAAACAAAUGAAGUCAAUGAAGAUGAAGCAGAAAAUGAUGCAAAAGCUUUAUAUGAAGGUGGUGAAAAGAAAUGGGGUACGGAUGAAUCGAAAUUUGUUGAAAUUCUUUCGAAUCGAAGUAAUGCACAAUUGAAAGCUGUUUUUAACGCUUAUGGACAUUUCAGUAAGAAAGAUAUUGAAGCAGCAAUUAAAUCAGAAACAAGUGGUAACCUAUGUAAAGCUUUAUUAGCUAUUGUUCGAGUAAUGCGUGGUCGACCUGCAUUUUUCGCUCAACAACUCAAAAAAGCAUUGAAGGGUAUUGGUACUGAUGAAGAUGAAUUAAAUCGUGUUGUUAUAUCACGUUGUGAAGUUGAUAUGAUUCAAAUCAAAGAAGAAUAUGAGAAUAUUAUGAAACGUACAUUAGAAAAACAUGUUGAAAGUGAUACAAGUAGUCAUUAUCGAAAAAUUCUUCUUGAAUUAUUAAAAGAUCCAAGUCAACGAACUCAAAAAGCUGGCAAUGCGAAAUUUGAAAAUGUUGAAUUACCUGGUUAUGAACAACCUGCUGUUUAUAAAGAAGAUCUUAUUCAACAAGGAACUAUGCCAGCAGCACCAAAUUUUGAUGCUGGCCGUGAUGCUGAUGCUUUACGAAAAGCAAUGAAAGGAUUUGGUACAGAUGAAAAAGUUUUAAUUAGUAUAUUAGGUAAUCGAAAUACUGCUCAACGAAUGCAAAUUAAAGCUGCAUUUAAAGAUAAAUUGGGGCGUGAUUUAAUUUCUGAUCUGAAAUCUGAAACAUCGGGUAAUUUUUCAAAAUUACUUGAACGUUUGAUGAUGGAUCCAGUUGAACUUGAUUGUUUUGAAUUAAAACAAGCUGUUAAAGGAUUAGGUACAGAUGAAGAAACCUUAAUUGAAAUAUUAGCCAGUCGUAGUAAUGAACGAAUAAAAGCAAUUACUGAAUCAUAUCAAAAGUUAUAUGGAAAACCCUUGGAAAAAGAUGUUAAAUCAGAUACAAGUGGAGAUUUUCGUCGUUUACUUGUUUCACUUAUGCAAGGAAAUCGACCAGAAACAACAGAAGUUGAUGUUGAAAAAGCAAAACAAGAUGCACAAGAAAUCAUUGAUGCUGGUCCAGCAAAAUUUGGUACAGAUGAAGCUAAAUUUAAUGUCUUAUUUUGUAAUCGUAGUGAUUCACAAUUACGAGCAAUUUUUAAUGAAUUUGCUAAAUUAACUGGCAAAUCAAUUGAGGAAAUAGUAACAAGUGAAACAAGUGGUGAUCUUCGAAAAGGUAUUUUAGCUAUUAUUCGAAGUGUACGAAGUCGUCCAGUGUUUUUUGCUGAACAAUUACGUACAGCUAUGAAGGGUGCUGGUACGAAAGAAUCAACAUUAAAUCGAAUAUUAAUAACACGUUCAGAAGUUGAUCUUGUUCAAAUUAAAGAAGCAUUUAAACGUCUUAUCAAUCGAGACUUAGAACGUGAUGUUGGCUCAGAAACAAGUGGAGAUUAUAAAAAAUUACUUCUGGAGAUACUAAAAGAUCCAUCACAACGUUAA